Messenger RNA from Ciona intestinalis (vase tunicate), 1363 nucleotides. The record is from RefSeq and is a predicted model, not a curated record. Lineage: Eukaryota; Metazoa; Chordata; Ascidiacea; Phlebobranchia; Cionidae.
UGAUUUGCCAACCCAGGUUUCUGAUUUUGUAAAAUCUCUCACUACCUUAAAAACUGUGCAAUCAUUAUGUUGUUCUUCAACUGUUUACUGUAACGGAACCAAAUAUUGUUUGGGUGAUGUUUUGAUAGUUAAUGUGUAUGAUGAAUGUCCCAUAUUUGCAAAAUUACAAUACAUCUUGUCUUAUUACGAUUCUAUUAUUUUAGUUACCAAAUUUUUGCGACCAAGUUUUAAUUCACAUUUUCAUGCGUACUGUGUUCGAGAAACUGAAGACUAUAUUUUUGUACAACCAGGAUAUGAGCGCUACCCGGAAUGUUUGGACUUGUAUAAGGUAGAUGACGAAAAAUUGUACGUCCGUCCAAGAUAUAAAAUUUGCCUUUAGUCAAACAGAAACAUUACAACUUACAAUAUUUGAAAUUGAAUUUGUAGUUUUGCUGUAAUAUCCAUGUUUUCCAUUGUAUUUCAGGUCAAUAAUUAACCAUGCAGUGUGAAUAUCUCAUAACUUAUCUUAAUAAAACAAAAAUACUCAAGUGUUGUAAAGAAGAUUUAAGAAGAAAAAUGGAACAACUGUUUCGCAUAGAAAAAACAUACGAACUUCAAGUUUUUAACACAACCUUCAAACGUUGGGUGGAUAUUGAGGAGGUAGAAGAAAUACCAGAUGUAGAAACAGCAGAACUACGUGUAAAACAUUCAGUGCAAAGUAAUGAUGAUUCAGACAGUACUGUUCCUGUGAGUGAAUGCUCUGAAUCAUGCUGUGACAACAAUGAGCAAGUCUUUUGCUCAACACCAACAGACUCUUUUUCAAUGGUCACACCAGAUACCUCAACAUCUAUAUCACUAGAUGUCUCAUCUACUUCAACAGAUACAGAUGAGCAAAACAACGAUGAUCACGUUUGGAUAUUUACGUAUAAUGUUCCAAAUUUUCCAGAUCAUAUUUUAGAAGCAAUAAACACCAAAUGUUUGGAUUCCAAGACUCGAAAAAAGAUUGCUUAUGAUGUUUUCAAUUCAGUUAUGCUUCAUACUUUGUACCCGACAUCACAUGAAUACAGAGCUGUAUGUACUGCUUUAAUUAAGAAGCAUCCAAACCUAACGGACAAGAAUAAAUUCAAUCCAAUAGGUACAUGGGUUGAAUCUUUAAGGCAAAGAUUUCGUGAUCUUCGACGAUCACUAAUAAAUAAUGAACAAGUACGAAAAAUGAAAAAAAAUAUGGCUUUAAGAGAAGAAAUCCAGCUGAAGAGCCAAGCACGAGCAAAGAAAUAACAACCACGCCAGCAAAAAGACCACUGUUGGUAAGUACUGUUUUACUAUGUUCUUUCCUAUUAUAUCAAUUUCCAGGUGUAGUCUAGUAUUUCAUUUGUGUUUUUUU